AUGUGGAUGUGCAUCCAACAGCCGAGUGAGGACGAGGCACGACGUGAUGCUGACCCGCGCAUGUCAGAACUCCUGAAGGAGGAAUUGGUGUCUUUGCGCAACACAUUGAUGCGAGAGAUCCGGCAGAUGCUGGCGGAGCAGAUCCGUGACAUCCGGCUCUUGGUCAAGGACAGUGGCUCCAGCCCGGAGGUAGAUCGUUCGGCACCUGACAUCUGCUCCUUUGCUCUCAGCGAGGAGAUCUCGACGUCGGACUCACCGGUGCAUGCCGCGCAGUUCGAAAUCGAUUCCGAGUAUGACGAUUUCGACUGGUCGCAGGUGGAGGCGGGCUUCACUGAGGCGGCUGAUGGCGGAGACGAAGACCAAGAUGAAGGAUUUUCCAGCCCCGAGAAAGUGCCCUUGGUCUGA
This is a messenger RNA of Symbiodinium sp. CCMP2592, 405 nucleotides long. The record is from the annotation of a GenBank genome assembly. Lineage: Eukaryota; Dinophyceae; Suessiales; Symbiodiniaceae.